Pocillopora meandrina is the source of this 11548-nucleotide messenger RNA. NCBI's taxonomy places the organism in Eukaryota, Metazoa, Cnidaria, Anthozoa, Scleractinia, Pocilloporidae. The record is from the annotation of a GenBank genome assembly.
CUUACAAGAGCAAGAAACAACCUCAUUUAUUAAUCAGAACGUGGGCUCGUGUUUGCAUUUAAAUGAACCUGAUUUGAAUAUCCCAAGGAUCAGUGAAUAAAAACAACAGCAUUUGCCAGAGAGGCUUUGAAAAGGCGUGUUUACCGAGUCGCAUGCUUAAAGAAGUCAUUGUUGACGAAGCAAACCCUACAGGUUGGUUAUAAAUGAUUCGAUAUUUUCUUUGAAGGAUUUUAGCUUAAGUUCUCGCUUCGCUGUUGUUAUUUUCAUUUGCAAUAUCAACUCCGUGAAUUUUAACACAGUAGGGUCUUAAACCUUCGGUUAGGCUGUUUAAACAAAAUAGGACUUGCGUGUCUUUUUUCCCGUUACAAUACAUCCGAGAAAUAAUUUGGCGAGGAAGGUGGAGUAUUUUUUAACGCAGGUGUGCUCUGGGAAUAAUCGACCUUUCCAUGAUCGCGCGAUUCAAUGGCAAUACAGCGACAUUACAGCUGUAGCUUCCAAUCAGUUUGCAGUCUAAACAUUGUAGUGACUUGUACUUGCAGGAUGUCGUCUUCAGUAACGCCAAGAACCACGCGAACCCCCGUGGAAAGAUCGAGGAGAUGGAGCGCUCCUCCGCGACAGAAGGUAGUCGGACGCUCGGUUCGAUCUCCCGAUGAAGUGGUCCGGGACGUUCGAGGUCUAAAGAUGCGCCAAAGAGUUUCUUUGGCUCUCAGCGAUGACAUUCUGCGGGGAGAAUUGGAGGACAUGUUAUCCACUCACAAUGAAAAGUCGAUGAACGCAGACUCUUUCCGCACGUAUCAAGACUUCUUGAUCCCUUCGGGAGGCUUUUAUGGCGGUGGUCUUGGGGGUAUGUCCGCCAACGUUAUCUCAGACAUCAGAGGGGCGGACACACUGCACUAUUCCAAAUUUGAAAGGCAAUUGCGGUGUAAGGUGGCAUCUGUCUAUCGCCUGAUACAGCUGUUUGGAUGGGGAAAAGGAAUCUCCGAUCGAGCUGCAUUUACGGUACGUACAUAUACGUGGGUGUUUAGAAAAUCGCAUUAAUGUUCUACUAAGUGUUAUGUUCAUUUUAUUAUUGAUGUCGUUUGUAACAUAUGCAAUCGAAAACUUCGUAAGAGGUUAUUUGAAUUAUUCAAAGUUUUGCUUUGUUCUAGUGUUCUCUGUGGUAAAAUAACCUACUUCUAAUUUCCUUUAUGAUGAAAUUCAAGACUCCAAUGGUUGCGUGUUUAGCACAAAAAGUUAAAGAUUGUAUUUCAGGAAUUAUGUACACACCACUUAAGUUUAUGUUGAUCACUUUGACGUGUUAUUGAUAUUUCAAGACUCUUUCGUCGUCGUAGACAUAUAAGGAAAUGUGUGGUAAUAUCAGCAGCGACAAAAGAUAUUUUGAGCAUUUAAGGUGAUACUAAGUUGAUGUCUCACUAUCUCCCUUCUUCCUUUUUCAAUUUUUGACUUAACAAUUUAAUCUACCUAGGGCAUUUCACAAAAUGAAUCCUACUAAAUGUUCACUUUUGGAAAUAAUUAGAUCUCACAUACUAUACCCUGGUAACAAAGACUUGCCCAAAAUGAAUGGAAAUUGAAUUGUUUCCUAUUGAACUGUUUGAAAACUGUUUACAUUUCCAAUUAAGUGGUCCUGGUGUUAACUUACAAUUUUAUAGUGAUUACACCAAAACUUCCUUGGUUCUAAAAUUAUAAUCUAUAUAUAUCAUUGGAAGAGCAACCUUGCAUAUAUCUGUGUUAUAAAUAACUGUGAUUCAUACGGUCUCUGAUAUGUUCUGCUAUGCAGAUGACAUUUGGUCCAAAAUGAAUGAUGUUGCUCUAUGAAGGGAUUAUUUUCACUAGUGGUUUUAGUAGUAUUUUUCCCUUGUAAUAGAAAGGUUGAAUAUUCAAUCAAAUGUUAAAAAUGUAUGAAAUGAAAGGUUUUGCCAAAACAUGCAACUUUCUAGACUAACCAACUCAAACUUUUAAUCAAUACAGCAAUAAUCCCAAAAAUAAAACUACUGACAGUAACUUGAAAUAUGAUUUCAGACUUACAGUAUGUGUAAUUUUGAGCCAAAGUGUAAUUUCAUUACCCAAAUUCUAAUUAUGUUAAAUGGUAUAUGAUUUGCAUUUUUCUUUGGAGUAAAUCCAAUUACAGGUAUUUUUGAUGAUUGUUAUCUCAGCCUGUUUUGUCUGAUUAGAAAAGUGAAUGAUUGCUAGAGUCGUUUAGGGACAAGGAGUUGGACCCCAUGGGGUGCUGAUUGGACUGUUUCAAAAAAAAUUCUCACAACAGAUAUGAAAAAAAUUGUAUUUCUUGUUAAGAUUCUGCCAAAAUGAAGCUGAAAAGGAUCACAAUUUUAAGUGGUUUGAGAGAGGUUAAAAAUUAAGUGAUAUAUAAGAUCUCAGGGUCUAUAGCUGAAGUAUAGUGAUAACAUGUGAUCAUUUGACAUUAAGUUAAGAGAUGAUGGACAAGUCACUUUUCCUACGGUCUUUGAAUGAAUGAGAUAGCACAGUAUAAAUACUGAGAGUAGAAUGACAGUAAAAUUUGAAAUUUUUUUAAGCCUGCUGAUUAAACUGGAAGAUUAUAUUCUUCAAUGAGCACUUAAAUAAUUUCAAGUACCAUUUCUCCUUUAAAUUAAAUUAAAGACAGCAAACAUAUAUGACCCUCCACAGGGUUUCAGGGAAUAAGGUGAACGCAUGUACACAGCACGUUAUCACAUGCUUGCACGCUAAUGGCAUGACAUGCUUGCCAUGCAGAUAUACGCAUAAAAACAAUUGAUUUUGGAAAGCGUGUUGUAGCCAUUGUUCAUAUCUGGCUAACACGGUAGAGCUUUGUUUCUACAACACGCUAGAUUUUUUUUUUUUAACAAGCUAAGUUCUUUUGUUCCUUAACAUGCUAGUUUAUCUUGUACAACUCAGCUUACUUUGUUAGUUGUGUUUGUCAGCUUCUUAAUAAAUUAUUGUGAGAAUGGUGUUUGUACAGUAUAUUACUUACAGAAUAUAAGCGGAAAUGAAGAUCUUCUGUCCUAUCCAAAAGUUGUAAUAGAAAAUGAAAUAUUCACGGCAAAUCAUGGCUCUUUCCCUGAGGAUUUUCACCAGGAAUUCAGUGAGCACGACAUAUUUCACAAGGUCCAGAGGAGCUCAGUUUGAAUGCAUGAAUAGCUUUUUUAAAACUUAAUUCUUACUUUGUAAAAUAUAAAUCCUUAUCACUUCACACAGUUAAUAAGCCCAGUACCGAAUCUUUGGGAAUCCUUUAGCAACAGAUUUCUGGCUUCAUGUCCCCUAUGCGGUUGCUGUUUAUCACUCUUGCAAACCAGCAUUCUUAAAAUAAAUACCAGUAACUGUUAGUUAGCCAGUACUAAUUAAAGCUUUCCAAGUGAAGCUAUGUAUUAUUUACUGUAAGCCAAUCUUGGCAUCUUACAAGCUCUUAGUCUUUAGCACUGCAGUUUAUACCUUGCAUAACGUAACUGUAACAAGAGGAUAAUUAAAAUUAAAAUUGUUGAAGGUAUUAACAAGAUUUUUAGUUUGCAAACUGAGCAAACUUGAAGUUUCAAACUCCUCUGGAUGACACUACCACUGCACCACACAGACUGUUGUUCUUGUUAAUUAAAUAAAUAAUUACCUGUUAAUUUAAUAAAUAAUGCCUUGGAGACUAGCAGAACAGACAAAUGUGGUGAGAGCACAGUUUACCCUGUUUAUGAGGUAGCCAUUUGCUUUGGAUCAUACAGGUUUGCUCUUAUUAUUUUAAAAGCUUGUGCUUGCUACCUUCAAAAGUUCAUGCAAGAUUUCAAGAGCAGGGCACUUUGCUUGUUCGGCCUGUGUUUUGCAAGCUGUUUUAAGAAAAUGAGGAAUUUGAAAAAGGAAGGAAAAAAAGUCAAACACAGUUUUAAAUGAUAGACAACAAGUCAAGUUAUUCCUUUAUGUUUGGCAAAUUAGUUGCACCGGAUACUGAGUAUCAUAUAUUGAUUGGGCAAAUCAGUGAGCUCAAAAAUCUUAAAGCUUAGGAUGUACUUCUUGUACAAAUCAAAAGCAACUUUAACUUUAAGAGGCAUGUUAUAAAAUUGGCACAGUCACCAUGUUAUAUGCGAGCAAGAUCUUAACAAGCAAAGUUAAUGAGGCAAGUAACUUACAGCAGCUAACUUGUUGAAAGUUCAUUCUUUUCUUUUAGCAUGCAAGAUUACUGUGAGCUUGCAUUCACCUUAUUCCCUAAAAACCUGUGGAGGGUCACAUAUGAACUUCAAAUAGAUAUUUGAUGACACUCUGUUACCAAGCUUAUUUUAAAAGCAACCAGACCACAAGAUAUUAGGUUACUACAAACAAUCUGCCUUCUGAGAGUAGUGUAAAAGUCUGUCACAUUUUUUCUGUAAUGGUAGAAAUUUAUAGGAAAAAGCUUACUUCCACCAUCCCACACAGAUAUCUGGAGUUUUUAAGGUGAAGAAUUUCAUUUGAAACCCUUCAAGGCUGUGCUUAGAAAAGAAUUGCUGACUGUCUUGCGAUUCCCUUCUCUUUUAAGGGGGGGUUCCCAGAUUUCAAAUGAGCAAAGUUAUUCAAAUAGCCAAAAGACAAAGUUGUAGUUGCCUGAUUGUGCAACUUGCUUCCUGCCAGAGGACAGCCCUACCUUUCAUUAAAAUUGCAUCCAAAUGUGAAACUCAAAGUAGAAUUUGGAAGGAUACCUGCUCAUUUCUGAUUGUUAAUUCACCCCUCUAGCUGCUACAUACUUCCUGUAAGUUAGUUAUGAGAAUUUGGUGUUAAAUCAAGGUAACAACUUCUACCUAUUAAAUUUUAGUGUUUGUUACCUACUUGUUGGAUGAUGUAUGUAUAUUAGAGGGAAAAGUUACAAGUAGAUCUUUUCCAGGAGUUAAAGAGUUAAGUUAUCAAUGGCCUUUUGUGAUACCUUAAAUUACUUAGAAACAUAAUUUCUAUGUUUUAUCAAAAUUAUUCUGAGAGCAAAUUCAACAAUUGAAUUGUUAAUAUUAAAAAUAUUGUUUUAUAUUAACUUACUUUUAAUUUUUUCCUUCUAGGUUUCUGCAUCUGAAAAUGACAAUGAUGAGCAUCAGUAUUUUGUUGCUCCCACUGGUUUGUUGUUCAGUGAGGUGACCGCAUCUUCCAUUUUGAAGGUAGACCAUAAGGGAAAUGUAAUGGAAACAGGAAACACAAAUCUUGGGCUCUAUAAGUCAGCAUUUGAGCUCCAUGCUGUCAUACACUCAACAAGAAAAGAUGCCAAGUGUGUCAUUUUUUUGUCAGCUGACUCAGUGAAAGCUGUAAGUAUGAUUUUGCCACUACUUUUGAUGUUUUAAGUUAGAAAUUAAGCUGUUUGAAAUAGGUUUUCCAUUAUGUAGUUAAGUAUAUCAAUUGUUUAGAUUUAGGAGCAUGGUACUUACUUACCAUUUUAUAUCUGUGCUUCUUUGAAAUUUAUAAUUCAAACUUUUUAAAAUGUUUUUGGAAUGGAGAAGAAUUUCUUAGUAAACAUUCUCUUGCCAUCUUUCUCAUUUGCAUCCAAAACUUACAUAUAUCAACAGCAAACAAACCAUCCCAUCAAAAUAACCAUUUUCAUUUCAAUUAUUUGAGGGAUACCUUAUGAUAGAGUUGCUCAAGUUUCAAGAACAAAAUUCUGCAAAUAUCUUUAAGGUGUCUUGCCGAAAACAAAGUUAAAAAACUAACUUGAAGUUCACAACUAGCUUGACACUCGUUAUGGCCCAGAAACGUAUGUUUUCAAUUGUUCCAUUUUAUCUUGUCAUUCUAGUUUACAAAGGAAUAAAGAAUUUUGACCAAGUCAUGGAUUGACUAAUGACAUUUCCCUCAGGCUUGAAUUAAGACUCUAAUUCUAUAUGAUUGUUUUCUGUGUCAGGUUUCUGCACAAAAGAGAGGAUUGGUACCAAUCACUCAGGAAGGAAUUGCAGUAAGUGUCAGUUAUUAAGCACUUGGCUAGCAAAGUGCAAUUUUUUAUUGUAAUAGUUGCUGUUAAUUAAUUUUACCAUAAGAGUAGGACCACAGCAAGCUAACAAUUGGUUACAACUUUUUGAUCAAUUUUAAAUAGAACUCAGUUAUGUAUACCAUGAGUCAAUGUGGUUCCAAUGUUAAAUGUUGCUGUUACUUCAUGAUAGGUUGGAGAAGUUUCUUAUCAUGCUUUUCCUGGGUUGAAGCUGGAUGAAGAAACACAAGAUUCCUUAAUCAACAGCUUUGGACCAUCAAGCAGGGUAUAACUAAAAAAAAUGUUUACUUGCAAUGUUCAACAUCACCUACAAAAAGGACUGAGAAUUGAUGAAGUUGGCAAAGAUAAACACAAAUGGCAAAUGAUGAGAUGAAGCCAUAUAGGGCAAAUUUUGCAUGAUGCAUAAACUGUGAUGUAGCCCCUUUUGUCAAUGGCAUCAUUAUAACUUGGGCAGAAGUCUACUGAGUCUGCCAAUUACUUUUGCUCUAAAUUCAGUUGUACUCAACAAUCCUUUCACAGCAAUCUGUUUGAUUUUUGUUGUUGGUGUGAACACAUCACUGUCUCUAUGGUAUGGAAACCAGAUGUCAAGGAACUUUUUUAUGCGAUUGAUGUAUAUAACAUGUAUGUGCUUUGUUGUGAGACCUGAAUGACCUGCAGUGUAUAGAAAUGUUCUGAAGUUAAUCAAUCAUCCCUUACACUGUUUGGUUGUCCAGAUUCUCACCAAAAAGUGCCAACAUAUACCAAUUAAGCCAUUGAAAUACCAUUGACUGCUGUGCUGUGGGAUUUAUUUUCUAGUUUGUAAAUUCUAGUUUGUUACACUCAGUAACUUUGUUGGUAUUUUAGGUUUUAGUUUUAAGGAACUUUGGUGCUAUUUGUGUUGGGGAGACCAUAGAAGAGACUACAUAUCUGGCUUACCUGCUUGUUACCGCUUGCGAACAACAGGUAUGUACUGAGCUAAGAAGUUUUUCAUUGUUUAACCCUCUACACCCUAACAUCAGUAUCUGUAUUCUCAGUACUCUGCUUCAUACAUUUCCUUUGGUACUGACAAGGAGAAUUUGUCUAACAAUCAACACUACUUAGGUUAACAAUUAUUUUGUUUAUUCUCAUGAUCUUAAUGAUUGAUUCAGCUGUAUUAUUUUAUGGAGAAAUUAGAUUCUGGUCACUCUUAGGGUUAAAAACAAUACUUAAUAAUGAUAAGUGUUAACUGUGGUUGUAAUGAGUGAGUAUCUUGGUUUUCACAUUGCAAUAUAUACUGGUGGUGAGGAUGUCAGUAGGUUACUAACAGCUCACAUGUAUUGACUAUGAUAAUUUUACUAGUACAUCUAUUAAAUAUUGAACUGUUGUCUUUAUGCAUGAAAAUUUAAUUUUAUCCAAGUCAUGUUUUGUGCAAAACAUAAAAAUAUGGUGAAACCAGAAUUUAGAGCACAACUGAUGUUGCUAGCUCUAUCUUUCCAUAUAUGGAUAUGUAUAGAAAAGCAAACUGUGGCAAGUAUCAUUAUUGGAUGAAGCUCUUGAGUUUUUGUCAGUUAAGUUCUUAUGGUAAAGAAGCUUUGUUCUGAUUGGUUGCUGUUGUUAUUCUGGUUUUGGUUUUUCAACACUCCUUUGAAAACUGCUUUUAUAAUAUUAAUCAUAGCCAACUCAUAUCUAGCUUUUAUAGCUGGUGUCCUUUCAGAUGCUCCAUGGAUAAAGAGAAGGCUAAAGAGCACCAAAACUAAAAGUAGAGCUGUUAGCGCAGGAACCUAUUUUUCAGAACUUUCUUUACUUGUCCACCGCUCAAAACUAUUUUAAUUUGUUCUUAGGUAUCUGCAAUGCGCGCAGGUAUGGACGAGCUUUUGGAGAUUGAUGAUGAUGGCAAAGAAAGCAUGAUGAAUUCAUUUUAUGGAGGUUUAGAUGCAAAUGAGAACCAACAAAAGAUGGCCGAGCUUCAAUUUGAGGCCUGGAUGCGAAUGCUUGACUCCAGGGUAAGGGAUGUUUGUGGGAUUGGGCGAGACAAAUUAAAACCUGCCACGUCAAGAGUCGUGUGAAGUUUGUCCUCAAUAUCCUGAAGAUAUUCUUUUAACCCUGUUUGUGUUAGAAGGUUAUGUGUCAAUGAGAUAGACCCUUUGAUUUCUAAAGAAAUGAAGCUUAUUGAAUCAGUGUAACCCCCUGCUGAAGGUAGCUGCUCACCUGUGUUUUCUUUCAUUUCCUGGAAGUCCAAGAAGUAUUUACGUUUGCCCCGAUUGGCCAUUAGAUCGCUUUUCGAUUUACUGUUGUAAAACUCAAAACGGUCAAUCUGAAUGAAAGUUUUGCAUCUGAUUGGUUAAGAGAGUUGUACGAGUUUUCUGAACUAAUCACAGAGCGAAGUAGACCAAUGCAAUCUCAGAUGACUUUCGACUCUCACUGGAAAAUUUCUCCAGGAUCUCAUUGAUACUGGCUUCAAAGCAAUUUUCAAGUGAAUGUCAAAAUUAAAUAAGGAUUACUUUCGUUCUGCUUUCCUUCGCUUUACGAUUGGUCUAGAAAUCUUGCUAGCCGCGUUUUCCCGCGCUUGAUUCUGUUUUUGUGCGUUUGCGUCCAGUUCUCAUUGGUUCGUUUUGAUGUUAACCCUUGUUCUGGUUGACAGUGGGUUUUGUUUUACGACACUCAAUCAAAACCAUUUUACUAGAAAACUGCCCUGUUUUGUUUGUGUGAAAAUUUGAGCGAAACGUGUGGUGGUAUAGUCUUAAAAUGCUGAACAUUUCAUUAUCUUACUUUAACCGACGUGGCUUUUCUUAUCCAUGGCUGUAGGGUUGCAAGACUGGUUACAAUUACCGCAACCCUGAGAUCUUUAAAUCAGAAGAAAAGGAAGCUAAAUCACGCGAGACAACACCAGCUAAGACUUCCACAACUCGUACGGAGAUGACAAUCUACCGUGACGCUAACGUACGCCGCACAGCCUCCCUUGGACGAGGAAACACCUACAGGUAGCUAAAGAAAUGGAGAAACGUUCACUGUGUCAAUAAUUUUCGGAAUUUCGUUUGUUUUUCCGACUUUGCUAUGCUUGUCUAUUGUUGUAAGAAACUUGCAUAACCUGCUAAAAAUCGAAUGCAAAACAACAUAUGAAACUGUUCUUGUUACUUUAAUGUAAUUUCAGCUCUCUGCUUCCUUGUGAUAUUUAAAUUUCAUCUAAUAAGCCGAUGUGAUAACUUUAGGACAGGUUUUGUGACGCGAAGUCGAAAAUAGUGAAAUAGUUUUGUUCACUUCAGUUAAGCCGGCAGUAAGCUUAAUCGAGCAGAAUGGCAGUGUGUUUUAAUUCACCACACAACCAGAGACGAAAUGCUCGGUUCGUUCUUAUCACAAAUGAACAAAGGGGGCAAGUUUCUGAAGAAACUGUGGUGCUACGGUGCAGAGUAUUACAAGAUAAUUUGAUUUUAUCAACUGAGUUGAGUGUCUAGAGCUGACUUUUUGAGCGCUCUUCCCGUCUAAAUUAAACUAUGACUUCGUUUUCGUUUUCGUUUCCUGCACGUGGUGUUUUUGACACUCUUGUUUUCUGUCGCUAGUCAUGGGUUUUAAGCCGUUUUAACAAAUCUGGUUUCUUUCACAGGAGUCGCCUGAAGUGGCUGAAUUCACCUGUGAAGGCCACCGAGUACAAAAGAGAACGGGAGCUGGACAACUCUGAGCCGGUGCUUAUUAAAGACAGACAACCUGAGAAAGAUAACAAAGACGAGGAGGUAACUGGUUGUUUUUGCAUUCACGAAAUUUCUGCGGGAAGCGCAUUUUAAAAGAGUUUUAAGAAGUUGAAUUAAAAUGAAAAUACAACUGUACAAUUGUUCGCAUUUACACAGCUAUGAGCAGGGUUCCUUUGUUACUCCGCGGUAAGCCUGCUUCGAAACUAACAAAUAGACCAAAGUUAUAAUAAAAAUAUUUGAGACUUUCUCCUCUUCUGUUUUUCAUUAGGAAGUGUUUAUCACCACCAAAGUCGUUUCGGUGAACCAGUCUGCGCCAGUCCUACCCACAAGUGAUCAGGAGAGCCAAGAGGUCACGGAGGAAGUGGUGACGUAUGUAAAGGCACAGGAGAGGCACUUUGAACCUCAGGAAGUCAAGGUGUUCUUGGAUGACUCCCAAGAUAGCCUGGACGCAAGUGGCGAGCGCACUGGUCCCGUGAUUGUGGAGUUAAAGCGAGAACCGGUGGGCCUUGUGCGAAGGAAGUCUGGUAACAAAGUGAAGAAGCGACGAAGUUUCCGAGAGAAGUUUACUAAAAGGCUCAGCAGUGGACAGUAGACACGUUAUGCUACAGUUUUCUGAUGUUUCCACCACUUGGUAUGUUUUAAACAAUUUAGUGCAAUACGCUGAACUGUGCUCCUUGGCGAGGGUAAGGAGUAAUUAUCUGUUUUUGGAGGUUGUAAGAACAAUAAUUUCGGUCAUAGAGGAAACCAAAGGUUGAUGUUGUCUGCGCUUUUGUAGUUCAGGUAAAUCAGAAUUCUGGUGAGCGAACCAAUUAAAAUUUCCAACUAAGGUUGAAUAUGCGUGGAAAAAAUUCCGUUUUUAUGCGUUUUUAGAAUGGGGAACUUUUUUCUUCUCGAAGAAAGCCACGUUAUUUUAAACUCAAAAAAAGAGGAAGAACUCACGCAGUGCUCUUACACACGCUAUCUGUACGUAGUCUAUGCGCCCGCCUUUGUGGUUUUUAUUACACACUCAUCAGGCACAAUACGCACAUUCCCCGUUUUUGUUUGCAAUGUUAUUAAGAGAGAUCUCAAACCAAGUUUAUGCAAAAGAAGAGUAAAAAUAAUCAUUUGUAGCAAUAAUGUGUAGUAUCUGCAUCUGUCUUAAAGGAGAUAUUUUUGUAGUUUUCUGUUAAACCUACUAAGAAGGAUGAGGAAAUUUAAGGAAUUUAUAGGUAAAUUUUGCUGUUCGUGUUUGCUGCAAACGUGGCAUUGUGCAUACGCCUCGUGCGUGAAUAGUGCAGCUCAGAUGAGAUAUGUCAAAUCUUUCCUUUCAUAGAGUGGGACUCGUGUUAUAUACUCGAGCAUUUUUAUAAAAGUGGAUUUUUGCCUUUUUAAAAUGACAUUUCGAGGCAUGCGACAGUUAUGCUGUAUAGUUUUAUCUUAAGGGUGCGUUUUAACAUUAUAUAAUGCCCAGAGUCUGUGCUGCGAAAGUUUGAAACCUAAAGCUUUCGAGAUAUCUCUAGAAUUGACAAAAAUAACGUAUUUUCAAUUGAAAGUUGCUAUCGUCUUUCUUCUUCAUUGUUUGUUGUUUACUUUUUAGCUUUUAAACUGUUUUAAUGCUCGUUGCACUUUUAUUGUUUAAUUGUUCACUAUGUUGUCUUCACCAGGUUUUGAUAUUUACAAUCAGUGACACUGGUAGAAUAAUUAAAUAACCAGUAUUGGCCAUUAUGCAUUGCGCGCCUCUGUUUUUGUUAUGGUUUUCACGAGAGCGAGGGUUUCAAUGUUUUCCCAAAGCUUGUGGAAGAACCACAUCGACUUAAUGGCCACCGAUGGCAAACGCCGCGCGUAGUGCACACUGGUCAAAACUGGGUCUUAAAUUAACCUUCAUCAUUCCUCAAGAAAGGGGUUUAAAACGACUUUUAAAGUUAAUCUGUAAGAGAUGACCAUGGAGCUUGUUCAAAGAAAUUGUUAUUUAGUUUGCUAAUGUAAUGAACUGGCCAUGUGUUUGCUUCUUGUUGUUGUUGGG